UCCCCCACAAGUAACAUUCUUCAAACCAGCUCGCAGAUUUUUACUUCAAUAAUUAGUUUACCUUCGCCAAAGAGAAGAAGCAAAAAAGGUUGAAUUGUAGUGCUUGUGAAGAUGACUUCUAGGGUUGUUGAACCACUUGUUGUUGCACGAGUGAUAGGAGAAGUAGUAGACAGUUUCAAUCCAAGUGUGAAAAUGAAUGUGAUAUACAACGGGAGCAACCAAGUUUUUAAUGGUCAUGAAAUCAUGCCUGCUGUCAUUGCUGCUAAACCUCGUGUCGAGAUUGGUGGCGAAGACAUGCGAUCUGCUUACACCCUUAUCAUGACCGACCCAGAUGUUCCAGGUCCUAGUGAUCCUUACUUGAGGGAACACCUCCACUGGAUUGUUACAGAUAUUCCUGGUUCUACUGAUGCCUCUUUUGGAAGAGAGAUAGUGAGCUAUGAGAGUCCAAAGCCAGUGAUUGGGAUUCACCGAUAUGUGUUCCUAUUGUAUAAACAAAGCGGAAGGCAAACAGUGGAACCAGCAGCAACAAGAGACCAUUUCAACACUCGAAGGUUUACGGCAGAGAAUGGAUUGGGAAGCCCAGUUGCUGCUGUCUACUUCAAUGCCCAGAGAGAAACUGCUGCCAGAAGAAGAUGAAUUAAACCAAUUACUGCAUCAUAAUAUAAACAUGCAAAUAAUCACUUUUAGCUUAAUUAGACUGUUAACGGGCUGGAAGUAGUAACUCCUUUAAUAACUAUUUAUCUAUUAAAACACGUGAUUUAAAUAAGUUCUGCACUUUGAUACUAUAUAUAUAUAUAAGCUAAGGAACAGCCUGCGGAGAACUCUGGUUAAGUAUAUAUAUAGUACAACUUUGUACUUACCAGAAAAGUAGGUGAAUGAUUAAGCGUAGAGUGUCAAUCUUCAUGCAUCAUGCAGAUUCUGAGUUUUCCCACCAAUUAGGUUGCCCCUGUGUUCCAUUUGUUUGUGGUAUCUACUCGUACUUUACUUUGUAUUAGUUGUUUGAUGUAUUAAAUUGAAAUAAAAUGCAUAUAUCAAA
Nicotiana tabacum (common tobacco) is the source of this 1036-nucleotide messenger RNA. RefSeq names its product CEN-like protein 1. Gene Ontology annotation, biological process: flower development; vegetative to reproductive phase transition of meristem. Lineage: Eukaryota; Viridiplantae; Streptophyta; Magnoliopsida; Solanales; Solanaceae. The record is from RefSeq and is a predicted model, not a curated record.